Chiroxiphia lanceolata (lance-tailed manakin) is the source of this 4920-nucleotide messenger RNA. RefSeq names its product GDNF family receptor alpha 4 (gene GFRA4). The record is from RefSeq and is a predicted model, not a curated record. NCBI's taxonomy places the organism in Eukaryota, Metazoa, Chordata, Aves, Passeriformes, Pipridae. The transcript is spliced from 8 exons. Gene Ontology annotation, molecular function: glial cell-derived neurotrophic factor receptor activity. Gene Ontology annotation, biological process: nervous system development. Gene Ontology annotation, cellular component: external side of plasma membrane; signaling receptor complex. The coding region runs from base 701 to 1951 and encodes 416 amino acids.
AGGCCAACCAGGCAAUUCCUGGGCUUUUCUCAGGAGACACCACGAACCAAGACCUGUUCCCGGUGGGUUUGCCAGGAAUUGCUCCGCUCUGAAGGGGAAGGGAGUUUAAUAACAUGGAUUAAGGGAGUUUAAUGACAUGAACGAGGCAGUUCUGGGGCAUUUGGACCAGCAUUUUGAAUGUCAUUAAUGAACUAAUUUAGGCCCAGCACUGAGGCCACCCUUUCCCUGCAGGCACUGCCCGUCCCUCAGGCAACCUGCAGAGGAUGUUGGACAAACACGUUCCACUUUAAUCCCUUUCAACCCCCUACAUUCGUCUUCCUUCACGCUGCUCCCAGCUCAGGAGGCAGAAGACACUGGCAGUGACCUGAGAUAACAUGAAAUAAAUGUUAUUUAGUUCUGGCUGAUUUCGCAGGAACAGUUAAAUCCCCUUUUUCCUAAAGCAGGUGUGUGGGAACCAACACUCACACGGAGCCGGCAAGGGGUCAGGGGCUUGUGUUUGCAAAACAAGCCCAUCAGGAGCUUCUUGGAGAGCCUGAAGUGUCCUCUCCAAGAAGUAAAACCUUUCUUGGGUUGAGCACGACCUCGGGAAGGAUGAGCCACGUGAGAGAUGCCUGAGGAUUCUUUGCUUAUCCAGGGCUGAAAAGGGAAGGAAGGCACAGGAGGGAACACGAUCCCGCUCUAUAAAUACCUUCAAGAAGGCAUGGCAGAAGCCGUGGGCUCGAGCAGGGACUGCCUGCAGGCCGGCGAGUCGUGCACCACCGACCCCGUGUGCAGCGCCAAAUUCCGGACCCUGCGGCAGUGUAUCGCCGGGAACGGGGCCAACAAGCUGGGCCCCGACGCCAAGAGCCAGUGCCGGAGCACGGUGACAGCCCUGCUCUCCAGCCAGCUCUACGGCUGCAAGUGCAAGAGGGGCAUGAAGAAGGAGAAGCACUGCCUGAGUGUCUACUGGAGCAUCCACCACACUCUCAUGGAAGGAAUGAAUGUCCUGGAGAGUUCCCCCUACGAGCCGCUGAGCAGGGGCUUCGAUUACGUCCGCCUGGCCUCCAUCACUGCAGGGUCGGAGAACGAGGUGACGCAGGUGAACCGGUGCCUGGACGCGGCCAAGGCCUGCAACGUGGACGAGCUGUGCCAGCGGCUGCGCACGGAGUACGUGUCCCUGUGCAUCCGGCGCCUGGCCCGCGCCGACUCCUGCAACCGCUCCAAGUGCCACAAGGCCCUGCGCCGCUUCUUCGACCGCGUGCCCCCCGAGUACACCCACGAGCUGCUCUUCUGCCCCUGCGACGACACGGCCUGCGCCGAGCGCCGCCGCCAGACCAUCGUCCCCGCCUGCUCCUACGAGGCCAAGGACAAGCCCAACUGCCUGGCGCCGCUGGAUUCCUGCCGGGAAAACUACGUCUGCAGGUCCCGCUAUGCAGAGUUCCAGUUCAACUGCCAGCCCUCCCUGCAGGCUGCCAGCGGGUGCCGGAGGGAGAGCUACGCUGCCUGUCUGCUGGCCUACACUGGCAUCAUAGGCAGCCCCAUCACCCCCAACUACAUCGACAACUCCACGUCCAGCAUCGCUCCCUGGUGCACCUGCAACGCCAGCGGGAACCGGCAGGAAGAGUGUGAGACCUUCCUGCACCUCUUCACCAACAACAUCUGUCUCCAAAAUGCCAUCCAGGCCUUCGGCAACGGGACGUACCUGAGCUCGGCCGCGGCCCCCUCCAUCCCCCCCACCACACAGAUGUACAAGCAGGAGCGAAACGCCAACAGGGCCGUGGCCACCCUCCGAGAGAACAUCCUGGAGCACCUCCAGCCCACCAAGGUGGCGGGGGAGGAGCGGCUCCUCCGGGGCUCCACCCGUCUGUCCUCAGGGACCUCCAGCCCGGCAGCCCCUUCCCCCUGGGCAGCCUCUCCGCUCUGGAUUUGGCCUCUCCUCACUCCUGCCGUGCUGAGCCUCUCUGGGAUGUGAGGCAGGGCAGGAAUGUGCCGGACACGGACUCGAUUUGGUGUCGGUUUCCUUACAAAACAACCAGAGCAGUGACUUUUUCAGGAGGAGGAAGGGGAUGGGAAGGAGAGGUGUGGUUUGGGCAUCCCUCCCUCCUCCUCCUCCUCAUCCCUCUGCCAGUUUAUUUGAUUUUCUACAAUUGGCAUCGUCAACAACCGGUUCAUCCUUGGUCCUGGCCACCUUCCCACCCCACAGCUUGGUUGUUGUCUCUCCAGCUCUCUGUGGAGGGGGUUGGAGCCAUGGACAGUCCCAUUGAAAAAGAGGAAGGAGAGAGUUGAUCCAGGACAUGGGAGCUGCAAAGGAAAUGCUUUUGCCUGCCCCAUCCAGGAGGGGAAAGACUUUGGAUGGAUGGAGAAGCCGUCAGGAGGUUUCCUGAAGCCCUGACUCAUCCUGGGGGGCUCUUGGCAGGACAAGUCAAGCGAUGUGGAGCUCAAACUGUCUCCAGGGACGCUCAGGACCUGAAGGACAACCCACCUGGUUGCUUCAGACUGAAGAAACCAGAGCAGUGGUGAGAAGGUUGUUGGGAUCGUUCACCAGAGAGGAACCUGAAGCACCGCUGGGGUGGAGCAAAUCAGCACACUCCGAACUGGCUGGCAGGGAUUCUCCACCCUCUGGAAAAGCAGAGUACAACCAGCAUGUGUCUCCCAGCUGCCACCCACCCCUCGGGCCCUCCUUUUUGGGGAAACCUGUGUCAUGUGUUGCUGGUGUUCAGGAAGAAACACGUGUGUUGCGUUUUGUUCCCGGCUGGUUUUUCGUGUCCUGACCCGAGAAUCCCAAUCCUCUGGUCCUGUCAAGUGUUUGGGGUGGAGUGUUUUUUUUUGGUCACAUCCAAACAACCAGAGGCCAGUGUUGUCCCACUCCAAGCUGAGCUUUCUCCAUCAGGGAUCACUGUGUGAGCCCAACACAACCCACUCUCACGCGCUGCCUGUGCAUCCAUCAAUCUCAGUCUGCAGCCAGGGGAUUUCAUCAGUUUUCCUGGGAAGAGGCAGGUAGGAGAGGUUUCUAGAUACCACCCUGAGGACAGAAAUAUCCAGGAAAGGCCAUGUAAUGGAUCAUGCUAUGGGUAGGGAAUGCAUUGCUGUGGUUUCCUCUCCUUGGAGAACUCUCCUCACUUGUGUCCAGGUGAGCAGGGAAAGGGCUUUUCCUCCUGCCAGCUCCUGUUUCUUCAGCCAAGAGGUCACUUGAACAAAGGGAAGGGACCCUUUGGACUGAGCUGCAGCCAGAGCUGGAGGGAGGUGGGGGUAAAUAUCUCUGGGGUGUCUUGGGUGGCUCUGGUGUGACCUGAGCAUCCUCUUCCCUUGAGCUGAGGAGUCCCAGUACCUUCCUGGAAGGCUGAGCCCCUUCCUACAUCAAACCAGGAAAGAGAAUGCAAGGAAGGGUGAGAAGGCUUCCCAAGAUAAAUGCUGAUCCAGGCUGGCUGCCACGGGAGGCACAGGAAUAGCCCCAGAUUCUCCCGGAAUAUUGAGGCUUGGGAUUUGCAGCAGCCCAUUUCUCCCUUGGGUUGUGCUCCUCCAAGGAGCACCAUUAUUUCCUUAGCAUUUGGAUCCGUGGAAAGGCUUAGCAGCAGCUGACACAGAAGAAUUCAGUGCUUUUUGUUCCCAUUCCCUGUAGAACACCUCCCAUUGUUUCCUCCUGCAGAUUUUGCUGGGAAACUGCAGCAGCUUCCUUGGGUUUUGGUCCAACGUGGAACCUCUCUUGUUUGGAGCUGAACACCUGUGGGUGUGACAGACACAGCCAGAAAUCCUCCUGGUGCAUCCUGUCCAAAAUUCCUGGUGUUCCUAAUCCAGGGCAGAGGAACAUGCCAAGAUCCAAGGCCUGUGUCCAGGGUGGGAACAUGCCAAGAUCCAAGACCUGUGUGUAGGGUGGGAAUAUUCCAAGAUCCAAGGCCUGUGUGCAGGGUGGGAAUGUUUCAAGAUCCAAGGCCUGUGUCCAGGGUGCCAAGUCCCACCCUGAGCUGAGACUUCCAGGUGAGAACUUCAUGGCCAAAAGGCUCACCCCGGGUGAGAGAAACAGGCAGGGAGGGAGAGCUCCAGGGAAGUCCUUUCCAAGUGCCAUAUCCAUGCAUGGAGUUGACAAACAAUCCAUGAACGUCUCCCCUUCAUCCAGGACUUCAGUGUCCUCUGGGAGAGCAAAUGGCACAACCCCAACCCUGCAAAACUCGUGUCCUCUGAGGUGGGAGGGGGAUGAAACUCUGAUGCUCAGCCCUUCAAAGGCAAGGAACUACCUCAGCUCCGUGAGGUCACGCUGGGAAUUGCCUUCCUGUGCCCCUUUCCUUCCCAAUCCUGCAGUCAUUCCCUGCUUUUCCACACAUCCAGCCUGUCCCCACCACUCUUUAACGAUGCACAGGCUGAGUCUCUGUAGGCUGGGGACACAAGUGCCAGCUGCUCUCCAGGAGCACCCACUCCUGGGGCUCUCAUGGCUCCACUCCCAGGGCUCUCACAGCUCAGUUCCAGUGAUGCUGAAGUGCCACUUUGCCAUUUCCUUCUCACCCAGCAGAGGAAGAGUUUUUCUGGCUGGUUGGGAUGAUUGGAAAGCCCACCUGACCUCUCCUUUCAGGCUGGUGCUGUGGAAAAUCGACGUGGAGAAUCCAGAGGUCACCUAGUCCAGGGCCCUGCCCCACAGCAGCACCAGUGGUCUGUUUGCACUUUUUGGAAGGUUCAUUUUAAAUGAUUUUUAACAAUUUCAGUGAGAGGUGUCAUCAUUUCCCCUGGAUUUGUAUUGUAGAAUCAUGGAAUGGGUUGGCAGGAACCUUAAAGAUCAUUCAGUCCAACCCCCUGCCAUGGGCAGGGACACCUUCCACUAGCCCAGGUUGCUCCAAACCUGGCCUUGGACACUUCCAGGGAUAUCUUGCUUUUAAGACUCCUUAGGAUUUGUUCUCUCUAAGCAUCACAGCUGAAUGAGACCCUCAAUUCCCAUUUCCUGUCCUUUGGAAA